CACAUUACAAUUAUGUAUAUAAUAGUAUAACAAACAACUACACCAGAAUAAUCCAUAUUUUAAACUAAUGCAAAAGUAAUAAUAAUCUAAUGAUAACAGUCACAGGGGACAUCUUUCUGCUUUAAGUACAUUUCCCCAAUUAUACUGAGGCCAACAUACCUUUUCAAUACAGAAUUGUUUUGUGUUGUAACACAUUAUUUGUAUUGUGGUAGUAGUACUUUUACUUUGGUAAACUAAAUACUUCCUCUACUGUGUAAGCGUUAUUUUAUUACCAUUUUUAUUUAGCAUUGUAUUACUAUCUAUCUAUCUAUCUGUCUAUCUAUAUUUAUUGUUUUGUUUGAGUAUUUUCAAUGUUUACGUGAUGACGUCGCAGCACGUCACGUUGCGCACGCACGUCAGGGGUCGGAGUUGAAAGCUUGACGGAGGAGGGCUCGUGCUCGUGCUCGCGCUCGGACGGUUCGCGGGAAAACGUCCCAAAACAAAUCGGUUCUGGCGGAGCGCGCGCGCGCAACUUCGGACACAAAGUUUGAAACUAAUCGAUCGAUCUGAUCGACGGGAAGCGUCGUAUUACCAUAGCAACACCACAUACUGCUGUGAAGCUCAACGAGCUGCGAGCUAACGCGGCGGUUAGCACGAGCGCGAGCGGUAACGGUGGCGACGGCUUCAACGGACUUUUUGAACCAGGGACAGAAAUGGCGGAAAGACCCGAAGAUCUGAACCUGCCGAACGCGGUGAUCACCCGAAUCAUCAAGGAGGCGCUCCCAGACGGGGUGAACGUGUCUAAAGAAGCCAGGAGAGCCAUCUCCCAAGCUGCCAGUGUGUUUGUGUUGUACGCCACUUCCUGUGCGAACAACUUUGCCAUGAAAGCCAAACGGAAAACUCUGAACGCGGCCGACGUCUUGGCUGCGAUGGAGGAAAUGGAGUUCGAGAGAUUCCUGGAGCCGCUCAGAGAAGCUCUGGAAGUGUACAAGAAGGGCCAGAAGGGAAAGAAGGAGGUGUCCGAGCAGAAGCGCAAAGAUAAGGAGAAGAAGACCGACUCGGAGAACGACAAGAGCCGGGAGGAGGAAGAGGAGGAGGAGGAGGAGGAGGAGCGCAUGGAGGAGGAGCCUGAAGCGGAGAACGACGGCGAGGAGGAGGAGGUGGAGAACUGACUUAAGCCGCGGACGCCCAACGGACGAUAACAAUGCAUUCCUCCUCCCCGCCGCUGGCCGGGGGGGGAGGGGGAGGGGGUGCGUCAUCGGAGCCGGGAGGAGCUCAGAAGAGGGCGGGGAGGGGGUUACAUUAAUAACUUCUUUGAGCAGCUGCUGACUUCAGCACAAUCAGACCACAAGUCAAACUACUUCAUGCACUUCCUGCUCUUUGGUCCAUUUGAUCUUCUUUUGAUACAAACACUGUCGUUGACCGUAAACGAGACGCAGUCAUUGGUGAGCGUCGGAGUAACGGAUUACACUCCGAACAGUUCGUCGUUAUGUUUUGAUAGUUGCGUUGUUACACCGUCAAAAAGAAAUGAAUAUGAACACGAAAUAAAAUAGACGCCUGACAUCACGUCUCUCUGUGCAAAUCAACCUGCGUCAUUAAAUCUGGGGGGCGGGGGGGGGGGGCUCCGUGUUUAUCCUGCCAGAUAUUAAAUUCUCCACGAUACAGAAACGGUAGUAAAAUAUCUCGAUGGGCCUUUUUGAGGACGUGUUUCCCCGUUACGUCGUCAUAGUGGACGCAGUAGCGGUCAAUGUCCACCUGUGAUCAAGACUAAUUUGUAAAAUGAUGAUUUAAGUUGAAUUUUGGUUGGUUUUUGGUGCGAAAUUUAAUUAUUUUUGAUUGGAGUGCCUCGACUUGGUAUUUUGUAUUUGCAUCAAGGUGUUUUCCCUCUUGUGUACUUCCAGACGACAACUGUUAACAUGUUUAGGUCUGAGUUUUUGAAGCAUUUAUACUUUGAGAAUUGGCUCAGAUCUUCAAUAAAUAUUUUGUAUAAAGCAAAAA
This is a messenger RNA of Cyclopterus lumpus (lumpfish), 1977 nucleotides long. RefSeq names its product polymerase (DNA directed), epsilon 3 (p17 subunit) (gene pole3). NCBI's taxonomy places the organism in Eukaryota, Metazoa, Chordata, Actinopteri, Perciformes, Cyclopteridae. The transcript has 4 exons. The record is from RefSeq and is a predicted model, not a curated record. Gene Ontology annotation, biological process: DNA damage response; leading strand elongation; heterochromatin formation. Bases 693 to 1151 code for a protein of 152 amino acids. Gene Ontology annotation, molecular function: protein heterodimerization activity; chromatin DNA binding. Gene Ontology annotation, cellular component: epsilon DNA polymerase complex; CHRAC.